Symbiodinium natans is the source of this 2673-nucleotide messenger RNA. The record is from the annotation of a GenBank genome assembly. NCBI's taxonomy places the organism in Eukaryota, Dinophyceae, Suessiales, Symbiodiniaceae.
AUGGCCGUGCAUAGCAAGAUGUCCAGUUCCCGCCGCGCAGCGGCAGCUGCCCUUGGGGCAGGUGCCUGCGCGCUUGCCGGCACCAGCUUUGUGACCCCGCAGGCGGCACAAGCACCGCAGGCUGUCCGCCAGAGCCUCGGUGAUGCCACGCUGAGGGAGUCUCGCAGCGUGUCGUCCAGCAGCUUCAGCACCGUCGCUGGCGUGGCCAGCAUGGUGGGCCUUGCUGCUGUUGCCGGCCUCGGCCAGCACCGCAGUGCCAAGGCACCCAAGCAGCAUCGGGUGGUCUCGGCGCAGGCAAGAGGUGGUGAGGAGGACACGCGGGGAUGCAUUCCUCUGGAAGAGCUGCGCAACACCGACGUGGACAAGGUCGGUGGAAAGAGUGCAUCCCUAGGUGAGAUGAUCUCGCAGCUUUCGGACGUGGGCGUUCCGGUGCCGGGAGGCUUCAGCACUACGUCCUUCGCCUACAAGGAGUUCCUGGACAAGGGCGGCAUCAAUGAGUUCAUCAACGACAAGCUCUCGGAUGAGUCCAUCUACGAGGACGUGGACAAGCUGAUGAAGGUGGGCAAGGAGAUCCGUGACAAAAUCAUGGACACACCCUUCCAGCCCAACUUCGAGGAGGAGCUGAAGUCGGAGUGGGAGCGCGUGAGCGGGGGAGAUGAGAAGUUCACCUUUGCGGUGCGCUCCUCUGCCACGGCCGAGGACUUGCCCGACGCCUCCUUUGCUGGCCAGCAGGAGACUUACCUGAACGUCAUGGGCUAUGCCGACAUGAAGGAGAAGGUGCACCUGGUGUUCGCAUCCCUGUUCACGGACCGAGCAAUCUCGUACCGCCAUGACCGCGGCUUUGAGCACGAGAAGGUGCAGCUCUGCGCGACCUGCCAAAAGAUGGUGCGCAGCGAGACAGGCUCCGCGGGGGUGAUGUUCUCCUUGGACACGGAGAGCGGCUUCAAGGACGUUGUCUUUGUGACCUCCGCGUACGGAUUGGGCGAGACUGUUGUCGGCGGCACCGUGAACCCAGACGAGUGGUAUGUCUUCAAGCCGACCCUGGCAGAGGGCAAGAAGUCCAUCAUCUCCCGCACCAUGGGCUCCAAGCUCGUGAAGAUGGUGUACAAGAAGGGUGGAGGGUCCGAAACCAUUGACACCAGCGGCGAGGAGAGGGAAAGCUGGUCAGCAAGCGACGAGGAGGUGAACGCUCUGGCAGAGAUGGCCGUGAAGAUCGAGAAGCACUACGGGCGGCCUAUGGACAUCGAGUGGGCGCGGGACGGCGAUGACGGCAAGCUUUACAUUGUUCAGGCUCGCCCAGAGACCGUUGCCUCCCAGAAGAAGGUGGGUGUCAUUGAGGAGUACAAGAUGCUGGAGAAGGGUGGCGAGACGGUCGCAGAAGGCCGCGCUGUCGGCAAGCGAAUUGGAAGUGGCAAGGUGAACAUCUUGACCAGCAUCGACCAGAUGUCUGAGUUCAACCAGGGCGAGGUCUUGGUGGCAGACAUGACUGACCCUGACUGGGAGCCCAUCAUGAAGAAGGCAGGGGCCGGUGCAAUCAUCACGAACCGUGGUGGCCGCACCUGCCACGCAGCCAUCAUUGCACGUGAGCUCGGCAUCCCGGCAAUUGUCGGGUGCGGAGAUGCCACGGAGAAGGUCAAGAAGGGUGACCCUGUCACCGUCUCUUGUGCCGAGGGCGACACUGGGUUCAUCUACAAGGGCGAGCUGAAGUUCGAGAGGAAUGUGCAGGACUUGGGUGAACUUCCCGAGGUUGGCUUGAAGAUCAUGAUGAAUGUUGGCAAUCCGGAGACGGCCUUUAGCUUCGGCCAGCUCCCCAACGAAGGCAUCGGCCUGGCCCGCCUCGAGUUCGUCAUCAACAAUGCCAUCGGGGUGCACCCGAAGGCCCUCCUAAACUAUGACACCCUGGACGCCGAGACGAAAGCGUUGGUGGAUGACCGCAUGAGGGGCUACGCCAGCCCCAAGGAGUUCUACAUCAACAAGAUUGCCGAGGGUGUGGCUACCCUGGCCGCCUCCGUGUACCCCAAGCGCAUCAUUGUGCGCCUGUCCGAUUUCAAGUCCAACGAGUACAAGAGCUUGAUUGGUGGUGAGCAGUAUGAGCCGGAUGAGGAGAACCCCAUGAUUGGCUUCCGCGGCUGCGGCCGCUACACUGACCCUUUCUUCGAGGAGUGCUUCGCCAUGGAGCUGGAGGCCGUGAAGAUCGUGCGUGGCGAGAUGGGCCUGAAGAACGUGGAGAUCAUGAUUCCGUUCGUGCGCACCCUGGACAUGGCCAAGGAUGUCAACGAGGUCCUCGAGAAGAAUGGCCUGAAGCGAGGAGAGGAUGGGCUGAAGGUGAACAUGAUGGCCGAACUGCCCAGCAACGUCUUCCUGGCCGAGGAGUUCCUGGAGUACUUCGAUGGGUUCUCCAUCGGAAGCAACGACCUCACGCAGCUGACGCUGGGCCUUGACCGUGAUUCAGGCCUGGUUGCACAGUACUUCGAUGAGAGGAAUCCAGCGGUCAUGAAAGGCCUGGAGACCUUGAUCAAGGCGGCCAAGGCCAAGGGCAAGUACGUCGGCAUCUGUGGCCAGGGCCCCUCGGACCACCCCGACCUUGCCAAGUGGCUCAUGGACCAGGGCAUCGACUCCGUGUCCCUGAACCCGGACUCCGUGAUCCCCACCUGGCAGUUCCUGAGCAAGUAA